Phoenix dactylifera (date palm) is the source of this 2374-nucleotide messenger RNA. RefSeq lists its product as uncharacterized. Gene Ontology annotation, cellular component: membrane. Gene Ontology annotation, biological process: transmembrane transport. Lineage: Eukaryota; Viridiplantae; Streptophyta; Magnoliopsida; Arecales; Arecaceae. Gene Ontology annotation, molecular function: transmembrane transporter activity. The record is from RefSeq and is a predicted model, not a curated record.
UAGCCAACCAUCGUCAAUUCCAACGGUUGCUAAAAUCCAGGAGCGAGCAUGGGGCUCCGUCCGUGGCCUCCGAGUGCCCCCCUCGUGACCACGACCCCGGCGGCACCCGUGACGGGGGCGGCGUUUUGAAAAAGUUUCAUUAAAAAACUAUUUGCCGUACAACGAGAUCAGCCUUGUCCAUUAAAUAAUAAAACUAAAACUAAUCCGGUCCCUCUCCGUCUUCCGUCGUCUUCCUCCUCGUGAAUUUCCUUUCCACUUGCUUCCCGUUUUACCCCGCGUAAUCUGCCGUAAUGGCCUAAAUCAACCCGGAUCUCAUUCCUAAUAAUCUCCCAUACUCUUUCUUCCGAUGGAUUAUCUCACAGAUUUAGAGAAGAAGAAGAGAGACAGGGGAGCAGCAGUCGACAGGCAUCGGUUCUUUGAUCUGGUUUUCUUAUGAGGAACAGGGCCCGUUCUUCUGGUGCUUGGAUUUUGCCAUCUCACAGAAAGAUGAAAGCAAGGAAGAUAUUUGGAUUCUCUUUAUCUCUUAUUCUCAUCAAUUUGGCUUCUAUAAUGGAGCGUGCUGAUGAGAAUCUCCUUCCGGCUGUUUACAAAGAAGUCAGUGAAGCCUUCAAUGCUGGACCUACCGAUCUCGGAUACCUUACAUUCGCACGGAACUUUGUGCAGGCAUUAUCGUCUCCCAUGGCAGGUGUACUAGCACUUCACUAUGACCGUCCUGCAGUUCUCGCAAUGGGCACUGCAUGCUGGGCCCUAUCAACAGCUGCAGUUGGUGCUAGUCAGCAUUUUGGGCAGGUUGCUAUAUGGAGAGCAAUCAAUGGUUUUGGGCUGGCUAUUGUGAUCCCUGCACUCCAGUCUUUUAUUGCUGAUAGUUAUAUAGCUGGUCUGCGCGGUACUGGAUUUGGACUGUUGAGCCUUGUUGGUUCUAUAGGGGGCAUAGGAGGCGGUGUCUUGGCAACAGUCAUGGCUGGGCGAGAAUUUUGGGGAUUGCCAGGAUGGCGUUGUGCCUUCAUCAUCAUGGCAUCACUGAGUUUGCUGAUUGGUUGUCUUGUUUACAUGCUUGUCAUUGAUCCUAGAAGAACCACUCUAAUCACUCAUGGUGCUGAUGAGGACUCUGAAAGGACCUCUCUGGUUAGUAAAGGUCGUGUUCCUCCACCUUCUGUCUGGAGUGGUUCCUGGGUAGCAAUGAGAUCUGUAAUGAAAGUGCAAACAUUUCAGAUCAUUGUCUUGCAGGGCAUUGUCGGCUCCCUGCCAUGGACAUCCAUGGUUUUCUUCACAAUGUGGUUUCAACUGAUAGGUUUUGAUCAUAAUAGCUCAGCUGCCUUGAACAGUCUUUUUGCCAUUGGAUGUGCUACGGGCUCCCUCAUGGGUGGACUAAUAGCAGACAAGCUAUCAAAAUUUUAUCCAGACACUGGCCGUAUCAUGUGCGCUCAGUUCAGUGCCUUCAUGGGCAUCCCCUUCUCAUGGAUCCUGCUCGCGGUCAUCCCUCAGUCUGUAAACAGUUGGAAUGCCUUUGCUGUCACCCUCUUCCUCAUGGGCCUCACUAUCAGCUGGUGUGCUACUUGUGCUAAUAACCCAAUGUUUGCCGAGGUUGUUCCUUUGAAGCAUCGUACCAUGAUAUAUGCUUUCGAUCGUGCGUUUGAAGGUUCAUUCUCUUCAUUUGCAGCACCUGCAGUUGGAUAUCUUACCGAGAAGAUCUAUGGUUAUGAUUCGAAGUCUCUGAGUUUAGUAAAUGGAUCUGCUCAAGGGGCAUAUGCACUCUCGAGGGGACUAUUAACAAUGACAGUCAUUCCUUUCAGCUUAUGUUGUUUGUUUUACAGCCCACUUUAUGCUAUAUUUAAGCGUGACCGUGAUAAUGCUAGGAUGGCCAGUUCAAAAGAGCUAGUGCUAACGUGAGAAAGACCUUAUUGUAGUUGCAGGCAGCGGCAACUCCAUUCCUACAGGAAGUGAUCAGACAGAUUGCUAUCAAGUACAUGGGGGUGUCUUUUGAGACUCAGGACCUCUGAGCUGAUGAUAACCGCUGUGGGCGUCUCAGUUAAAUUCAACAUGAAAGGCCACGCGUUUUUGCAGGCUGAUCUCACUAAUAAGAAUGAACUCAAACACAGAUCAUGUAUGAAUUCUUGUGCUCCAAUCCUCACGUUCUUAGCCUCUGUCAGUCUUGCUACAAAAUUGUGCUGCCUCAGCAUGCACGAUGCUCAUUCUCUGAACAUGUAGAGCCCAAAAUAGGUGUAAUUUGGUUGUGUAUCUCUAUUUGAAACUAACGAUUCUUAAUGAGCUUUUGUUACAAGCUAUUGAUUUUUCUUCAUUACUGGUUAGCUUCUGCUGACGUUCCUUUCUUGGACCUCUAUAAAUUUCAGAGAAUGAGCAUAAUUUGCUUGAA